Triplophysa rosa is the source of this 7070-nucleotide messenger RNA. RefSeq names its product adenylate cyclase 9 (gene adcy9a). The transcript is spliced from 10 exons. Gene Ontology annotation, biological process: cyclic nucleotide biosynthetic process; adenylate cyclase-activating G protein-coupled receptor signaling pathway; intracellular signal transduction. The record is from RefSeq and is a predicted model, not a curated record. Bases 1741 to 5859 code for a protein of 1372 amino acids. NCBI's taxonomy places the organism in Eukaryota, Metazoa, Chordata, Actinopteri, Cypriniformes, Nemacheilidae. Gene Ontology annotation, molecular function: adenylate cyclase activity.
UCCCCUGUAUUCCAACACUGUAGUCAACUUGUCCACCCUGCUGCACACAGCACGCCCACAACCAUCUUCUCCGAGUGUGCUCAGAACAUGGUGGUGGUGCUGGUGAACGCCGCGCCCGGGUAAAGCGCCAACCAGCGGGUUGAACUCCGAUCUGAAGCAGACACAGCCUUCAACAGGCUCGCGCGGGCGGCGAGGAGAACCGAGAGCUGACGAAAGAGUACGCGACGGAGCCGCGCCGCGUUCGCCUGGCAUGAGCUUGCCCGCGGAAAAUAUCGGACUUGUACGGAGUUUUGGAGGAAUACUAGACGGAAAAGGCGUUUCUUCAUGGCGUCCCUGAGGAAUAAAUCGGAGAGUGGUGUUCGAGGAUGUGUUUGAAGUGAGGGAGUAACGUUACGUGAAUAGUCAUUCUUGCUCUGAACUCCACGAGUGUCGAGGCCUGGAUGAACAAAACUUUCGUCUUCGUUUUGAAUACUUUGCAUUGAUAUUGUUUGAAAUAACUUUGGGAGCUGAUUAAGAACGACUACGUAGGACUACAAAACAUAUUCACGUGAGCGAGGAUAUAGUUUUCUCGUCAGCAGACUUAGACUUGUCAAAGUGGCUCGAUGUCAUAAGUAUUUUCUUCUUAAAACAUUUAAAUCGUAAGUGUUAUUUAUCGUCUCGAGCUGGCAGAUGUGUACGGCAGCGACACGCAAACGGCUGAUGUCAUUAAAAGUUGUCGCGACGUCAAAUUGAGCUUCAAGCGCAACUUGUGUUUGGAAGUAUUUAAAUGCUUUUUGAAAGCCGGAAUAUUCACUGUUGUUAUCCGGAGUGGGUGUUCAGGAAAGGAGGGGGCUCCUCCAUGGGAAUAGGCCGUCCUUUUUACCCACGACAGGGGCAGUAACGGGAUCUGCCCUAGUUUUGGACGAAAAACGAGCAACUGUAUAGUCUUACAGACAGACGUUUACUUUUCCUCAGUUUACGGGUUAUGAAUAUGAGGGUAAUUAUUGCUUCGUUUUGAUGUCACAACAUUUCUUGCUAGAGACUUAAGUGUUGAACUAAAAGUGUUUUUUUGUAGCUCUAAAGGGAAAAUUCGUGCUUUUAAAAAUGUUUCUCUCAGAAACGGGCGCUUUUUGACCGAUAAGUCUCUAGAGACAAGCUGACAAGUUACGUUUGAUAUUUGCGGACUGAAAACUGACGAAAGCGACUACAAGAAAUGUGUGAAAUCUGGCAUUUGGAAAUACGAAAUGUAAAAUGAAAUUACUUUCGAAUGUAGAUUGUAAAGGGAAAGUCAAUUCAAACAUAGGAGAGGAUGUCUGAUGGACGGUGUUGACUGGAUUAAACUCUAAUUUCACGACAGCUUCUCAACCCCUAGAUGGACAGACAGCACCUUACACGUUUUCUCUUUUAAUGAUACGUAGUUGCUUUUGUAUUGUGUGUGAAAUAAAAGCGAUGUGCUCGAGAAGGAACAGAGCGAAUGACAGUGCGUCAGUCUCGGCCGCACGCGCGGAGUCAAAGAACACGCAUGCGCGUUCACGCACUUCUGAGCCAGAUAAUAUAAAGGAAUCCGAGUGCUGACGUAAUCGGAGCACGGAUAACGAACUGCUCAAGAGUCCAGAACGGCCCAUUUUUGUAUUAAAUGCACACAGUACGUGGAAGCGACCCUUUUUUAUAACAAUCUUGGUCUAUAUUAAAAUGCCACCUUUUUAACUCUUGGCAGUAGCUGAUAUGUGAUCACUUAAAGACAAUUGUUGUCUCAUCGCCAUGGCAUUGCCACAGCAAGAGACGGAGGUUGGGUGCGAUAGUGAAGGAGGGGCUGUUACCGUGCGAAUAAGCGACCCCCGCAUUCAACAGGUCGGUCCAGACCGAGAGGGCGAGCGUGCAAAUGUGCCCAGCGGCAAGCCUUGCAAAUAUAGCAUCUCAUCCAGCUGCAGCUCUGGGGAGUUGGGUGUACCCAAGGCUAUCAUGACUCAUCUGAGCAGUCAGAGAAGAGUGCCACCGUUGUUUGAAAGGUCUGCCGCACAGUGCUGGGACCCCAAAUUUGACUCGCCCAUCCUGGAGGAGGCAUGCCGGGAGCGCUGCUUUCCACAGUUGCAGAGACGCUUCCGCUACGUUUUGUUUUACCUGGCCAUUGCUGCGUUCCUGUGGGCAGUGUACUUUGCGAUCAAUAACACCAGGUGUGACCCUACAAACUUCCUGGUGCCGACUGGGUUUUUUUUUGUGGUGUGCCUCGUCUUCCUCUGGUUUACUUUUUCGAAAGUGUAUGCACGUUUUUAUAACCACGCCUCCUUUUUACUCACAGUAAUCAUGUUUGGCAUCACACUGGCACCUCAGACGCAAACUGGCCACUUUGCUCAUUUUGGUGGGAAGAAUCAAUCACUAGGUGACGUGUCCUCUCAACAUGCACCUUGCAUAUCACCUGUUGGGACGUUCUCUCUUUGUAUGGAGGUGCUGCUUUUGCUGUACAGUGUGCUGCAUUUGCGUCUGUAUGCAUGUGUGCUUCUUGGACUUUUGUAUUCUUUCCUCUAUGAGGCUUUUGGCUGGUUGCAUCUCCUGCAUAGUUCAGAUUGGGACACUCUGAGAUGGCUCGGCCCAGGUAAAGCCCUCCUACACCUGUGCGCACACGUCAUCGGCAUCCACAUAUUCAUUAUGUCCGAGGUGCGUUCUCGUAGUACCUUCCUCAAGGUGGGGCAGGCCAUCAUGCAUGGAAAGGACCUGGAGGUGGAGAAAGUGCUGAAGGAGCGGAUGAUCCACUCGGUGAUGCCCAGGCUGGUGGCAGACGAGCUGAUGAAGCAGGGAGACGAGGAGAGCGAAAGCUCUGGGAAAAGAUACAGCGCAGGUGCAUGCUCCGUCGCUACGGCGUCCGCCGCAACCUCGUCCAGCCCCAAGAGCAACAAACGUAAGAAAAACUCCAUCCCUCGUGGACAAAUCAUUUUCAGACCAUUCAACAUGAAGCGCAUGGAGCCAGUCAGCAUCCUCUUCGCCGACAUUGUGGGAUUCACCAAAAUGAGUGCCAACAAAUCCGCUCAUGCCCUGGUCGGACUGCUGAACGACCUGUUUGGUCGCUUUGAUCGUCUGUGCGAGUUGACCCGCUGUGAGAAGAUCAGCACUUUAGGAGACUGUUAUUAUUGCGUAGCGGGCUGCCCAGAGCCACGGACCGAUCACGCUUACUGUUGUGUGGAAAUGGGCCUCGGGAUGAUCCAGGCCAUCGAGCAGUUCUGCCAGGAGACGUCCGAGACUGUGGACAUGCGUGUUGGUGUGCAUACAGGCACUGUGCUUUGUGGCAUUCUGGGAAUGAAGCGCUUUAAGUUUGACGUCUGGUCCAAUGAUGUCAACUUGGCCAAUCUUAUGGAACAGCUGGGCGUGGCAGGGAAGGUGCACUUGUCGGAGGUCACCGGAAGCUUUCUGGAUGACCGCUACGAGAGAGAGGACGGGAGAGUGAGUGAACGUGUCGGGCACAGUGUUACUGAGCAGCUAAAAGGUCUAAAGACGUACCUGAUCUCUGGUCGAAAAAUGGGCUCACAGUGCAGCUGUUCCCAGGUCAACUUGUUAAAUCCUUCCCCCCACAUGCGCACUCCAGAUCUCGCACACUCCAGAAAUGCAGAACAUCUCACGCACAACAAGUCUGGAUAUAUCACCCGCAACGUCUCGGUGGAUGCUGGUGGGAAUCCAAUAGCAGAUGAUGCAGCUCAAAACGGUUGCCAGGAUGAACAUUGGGCCAACAGCAGCAAGUUCCCAGCAGGCCAUAGCCCUAAAACCCUAAACGGGCUGCUGAGCCCUUUGUGUGAGGAGGCAGUGAGAGUCAGCCAGUCCUCCCUGUGUAACACACUCCAGGAGAAAGACAGGAGCUGGGUGGGAAGUCUAGCCGCAGAAGGCUCUGUCAUGGACCACUCGGCCAUCCUCCCGCUACACUACAAAAACCUCCGGGAGAAGAGCGAUGCUCACUUUGUGGAAGUGAUAAAGGAAGAUAGCUUGAUGAAGGAUUAUUUCUACAAGCCACCCAUUAACAAGCUCAGUUUGAACUUCCUGAAGAAACCUCUGGAGUCAGCGUAUCGCACCAGCUACCAGGAGCAGGUGGUGAACCACUUGCCAGUGCAGACAUUUGCGAGUCCUGUGUUCAGUUCGUUACUCGAUGUUUUGCUGUCUUGCGCCGUCUUCCUCGCCCUGACGGUCGCCUGCUUCCUGUGUCAUCUCUUUACCACGAAUAUGCCAAUCGCAACCACACUCAGUCUGGCAAUCGUCUCCACUCUGUUGGAGCUGGUGGCUCUUGUACUGUCUAUCCGUAUGACCCUUUACCUGGACAGUACACAAAACUGCAUCCAGUCUUUGCUGAAGAUGGUGUCUGGCUGGCUCCCACGUCAUGUGAUCGGGGCUGUGCUCGUGUCACUUCCUGCUGUGUCCGUCGUUUCGCACCUGGCGUGCUGUUUGGAGCUGCCCAUCCAGGUGACCAUGUUCCUGUGCUGUGCUCUCAUUAUUGCUAUUAUUCAGUACUGUAAAUUCUGCCAGCUGAGUUUCUGGAUGCGCUCUGCUCUGGCAACUGUAGUUGGGUUGUCUUUGCUUGUCCAGCUCUACAGCGCCACCAUCAGGGCAAGCACUACCGACAGCUUCACGUCUUUUGGGAAAACUAGUAACUCGAGUGCCAUUCAGGCAGGUGGGUUGGAGGUGGCAUCCACAGCACUUGACCUGCUCGUCCCGGAGACCGUGCUGUCAUUCAUCCUCCUGCUGCUGCUGAUUUGGUUCUUCAAUCGAGAAUUCGAGGUCAGCUACCGUCUGCACUACCACGGAAACGUGGAGGCCGACAAGCACCGUAUAAAGAUCCAAACCUUGCGAGAUCAAGCUGACUGGCUGCUACGCAAUAUCAUUCCCAUCCACGUCUCGGAGCAGCUGAAGGUAAACCAGAGUUACUCCAAAAAUCACGACAUUGUGGGGGUUAUCUUCGCAAGCAUCGUCAACUUCAGCGAGUUCUACGAGGAAAGCUACGAGGGUGGAAAAGAGUGUUACCGUGUACUUAAUGAACUCAUUGGAGACUUUGACGAACUGCUGCGGAAGCCUGCGUUCUCCAAUGUGGAGAAGAUCAAAACCAUCGGUGCUACCUACAUGGCGGCUUCAGGGCUAAAAGGGCAGCAGUGCCAGGAGCAGACGCAUCCGCACGCCCACCUGCGUGCCCUCUUUGACUUUGCCCUUGAAAUGAUGCGUGUGGUGGACGAUUUUAACAAGAACAUGUUGGGCUUCAAAUUCAAGCUACGGAUUGGCUUUAACCACGGCCCCCUAACUGCCGGUGUCAUUGGCACUACCAAACUGCUAUAUGACAUAUGGGGGGACACUGUCAACAUCGCUAGCCGCAUGGACAGCACGGGAGUGGAGUGCCGCAUACAGGUUAGCGAAGAGAGCCACUGCGUUCUCAGCAGAAUGAACUACGCCUUCGAUUAUCGUGGCACUGUAAACGUGAAGGGUAAAGGUCAGAUGAGGACUUACCUGUACCCCAAACUUAACAAAAGCAGAACGGGGUCCACGCAGAGCCUGGAAUUUCAAGGUCAGGUGGAUGAGGCCGCUGGGCAUUUAGAACCCAACACAACAACGUCUAGACCACUAAAUCCUCUGAAAACUUCUCCCAAUGUUGCCUCUAUCCGUGGCCACGAUGUGCCUAAGGGCAGUGUAUUAGGCCCAUCUCAGAUUACCCAGGAGUUACACCAAGACAAUAAGGACAGUUUUCCUGUCCCUGGGCUCCAAGAGGAUUAUGAGAGUUCUUUUCAAGCACCAUCGCUAAUUGGUGCACAACCUCCGUCAAUAGCACAAAUGUACGCACCAUUAGCCAGACCAGAGACACCUUUACAGGUAGAAGAAGAAGCAGAUGAGCGAACAAAGCUCAGGGCUGUAGAGUGAUUACGAUUUUCUCCUCACCUCGGCUGACCGGGGUUUCCUUCCUCAAGAGCCAAUCAUCUGCUCAUAUCAAAGCUCUACUUCCUCCAAGGGGCUUUGUCAAACACAACUGAUGGCGUUACAACAAGCAGCAUUUUUUUUACCUCUGUUGGGUGUAUGUGUUAAAACGUGACCUUAAAUAUUGAAAAAUUGGUGUGGUAAGAAUCUGCUGUGUGGAUCCCAGUGUAGCACAGAAUGGAGGGGGAAAUAGGCGGAGUUAAUAUUUCUCAAGUUCUCAUUUGUUUUUUAAUCGAGAGCAAAGUGCCUUCAGGAUAGAUAUGUAGAUAUGAACAAUUACGUCAGCAUGGGUUUUUGAAAAGAUGUGGAUGGUGGAAAGGCUGUUUUACGACGUAAUGUAUUUUGCAAUAUUCAUUUCUUUCAGUAUUUUUUCUGUCGUCGAGACACAUAUUUGAAAAAGUGCCAGUUGCUCGUGAAGAAAGGGAUACAGUUUGUGUAUUAUAGUUUAGGGUUAAAUAUCAAAAUGAAGGGAAGAAGAGAGAAAGACAGAAAAAAGAGAGAUGGGAGUGGAUGGACUUCUUACGUUCACAAUGGCCAUAUUGAUAUUUAGUGUAUCUGGCAGCAAACAAUGUAGCAUUUUAUCAAGGCAAAAUUGGUUCAUUCACAACAUAAGGAGAAAAGCAGGAGGGCGAUAAAAAACCGUGUGCAUACGCCAUUUGUAAUCCAUAUGAAUUUAAGCACAUACAGAAACCAUUGAACUGUGAUGCAACCAAAUAUUUUUGGACCUUAUUGAUUUAGUGUUUUCACUGUUAAUACAGUUGGACAGGCCCGUGUUUCUCUUAUCCCAAGCACAAAUACCCAUUUUCAGCCAAUGUGGUAGAGAAAUCAGAGACGAAACUAUUAACAAAGCACUUGUGGUAUUAACACAGCAGAAAGAGCUGCUAAACUCCAACCAAUGAGGCCUUAAACCGGACAGCCCAAAAAUGCUGUGCUUGGUUAAACAGUUUAAAAUGCAUUGAUAACUUCAUUCAGUGCCUCAAACUUGUUCAUAUCGAAACAAUGCUCAGAAUAACUUGUAAUUUUUCACUGUGAUCAUCCCAGCAGAGCCCGAGUUAUCACCGUAGUCUUUAUCGAUCACCGUACACUUGUGAUACCUGAUCACUCCAUGACCUUGAGAAGAAGAAAGUUCUGCUCUGAUGGUGCAGUCACUGUGCACU